Molecule: messenger RNA, 405 nt
Organism: Peniophora sp. CBMAI 1063
Lineage: Eukaryota; Fungi; Basidiomycota; Agaricomycetes; Russulales; Peniophoraceae
Source: the annotation of a GenBank genome assembly
AUGCACGUCCAAAGAACUCUCAAUCUACAUCCUCCCGAGCUGCUCCACACCCAUCUGAGGACCGAAGAUCCCGGCCUUGCGCACAGACGCCUGUGCCUCCCAUCUCGCCACAAGACAACACAUCAACGCCCCAAGGAUGCACUCUGUUGCGCUCAUCCUUUGAGGCGCGAAAACGAUCGGGUGCGAGAACGAAUCGGUCGCAUCGCCGCGACCCUUCUCAAGAAUCUCGUUUCUUCCUGGGAGACUUGGCAGAACGAGAAGAGCUCAGCGGUUACGCCCUCUUCGGCGCGAGAAUGGCGGAACUUCAACAGUCUCAUCGAUGAACCCAAGAGCGCCGGGAACGCACGAAUCACGUCGACGGAUGUGACCUCGGGACAUACUUCUGCGAAUCCCGAUUGCUGGUGA